Molecule: messenger RNA, 2210 nt
Organism: Argentina anserina (silverweed cinquefoil)
Lineage: Eukaryota; Viridiplantae; Streptophyta; Magnoliopsida; Rosales; Rosaceae
Product: E3 ubiquitin-protein ligase RFI2-like
Exons: 6
Coding region: 249-1562 (437 amino acids)
Molecular function (GO): ubiquitin-protein transferase activity
Source: RefSeq, a predicted model, not a curated record
GAAAAAGAGAGAGAAGAAGAAGAAGAAGAAGAACCGAUUUGGAUUCUUGAUUUCCCAUAGCACCUUCUCUGACGACUCACGCGUCUCUCGUGAUCUCCAACGACGUCGUUUUGGUCGCGAUCGUUAAUAUAUUUGAAAGGCUUUGUUUUUUGUUUUUUGAUUCGCCGGGGGAUUCUGCCGUGUUUGCGCGCGAAUUGGGAGGCCGGCGGAUUGGAAUUGUAGGGUUUUUGAGGAGUUGGGGGAUUGCGAUGGGUCUGGGAAGCGAUGAGGAGGUUGUGGUGGAAGAAAGCGACAGUGUCGGUGGCGACGGCUGCGGUGGUGGAGGUGGUUGUGGGAGGAAGACGUACGGUGGCUCUGUGUCCUGCUCGAUUUGUCUUGAGGUGGUUGCUGAUAAUGGGGAUCGGUCUUGGGCCAAGCUGCAAUGUGGCCAUGAUUUUCAUUUAGAUUGCAUUGGUUCCGCAUUUAAUAUAAAAGGCGCAAUGCAAUGCCCUAACUGCCGGAAGAUUGAGAAAGGCCAAUGGCUUUAUGCUAACGGCUGUCGUUCAUUUCCGGAAUUUAGCAUGGAUGAUUGGAACCAUGAUGAAGAUCUGUAUGAUCUAAGUUACUCUGAAAUGUCCUUUGGCGUCCACUGGUGUCCAUUCGGUAGCCUAGCACGACUUCCUUCAUCAUUUGAGGAAGGGGACUUCUCACCCACUUCAUAUCAUGAUUUACUUGGACAGCAUGCCAUCUUUGCUGAACAUACUGCUGUAUCAUCUGCUGCUCAUCCUUGCCCAUAUAUUGCUUACUUUGGACCAGUUCACCCUUCAUCAUCUAAUUCAGCCGGAAGUGUUUCCGAACCUUCCAACUUUAACCAUCAUUGGACGGGCACAUCUGUACCUAGUGAACUACCAAGCUCUUAUGCUUUUCCUGCCAUGGACCUUCAUUAUCACAGUUGGGACCAUCACUCCCCGCCAUUCUCUACAACCACCAAUCAUAUUGGUGGCGUUGACCAAACUUCAAUUCCAUCUGUGACUCAAAGAUCUGCGAGGUCAGGCGCGGAGAUACCAAGAUCAGGAUCUUUCAUGCAUCCAUUUCUUGUCGGUCAUAGUUCUACUGCGAGAGCUGGCAGCUCAGUCACGUCUUCAAUGAUUCCUCCAUACCCAGGCAGCAAUGCCCGGGCUCGCGACAGAGUCCAAGCUCUUCAGGCCUACUAUCAACAGCAACAGCCUAGAAAUUCUCCAACAAUGCGCACCCCCAUGAUUUCAGGAGCCCGGAGAACAAGCAAUCAAAGAGGUUUGCCUCAAGUGGGGCCAGUGGCUUCAUCAUCAGAACAAAAUGGUGGUUUCUAUUUUUACCCUUCUGGUUCAUCAGGCCGUAAUUACCAAGAAGCUGAAAAUCCGUUAUCUACUCGUUAUCAUGCAUGGGAACGGGAUCACCUGCCCUCAUUCUCGAUGAAUCAGGUCGAUCGUGAUCCUGGUUGGGCUGCCCUUCACCAGGGUGGAAGUGGAUCAGAGUCAACAAUUAGGGGAAACAGCUUACGGCGGCAUGGGUCUGAGAGGACAUCUUCACAAAAUCGGUCAUAGGCCGUUCUCAUUAUUCUUGUUGGUGAAGUAAACUACCACUGCUAUAACUGAAAUCCUAAAUUAUGUAUGCUUGAGAAACGAUAUAUCUCGGGGUCUGUUAAUGACCUGACAGGCUACAAGUUACUGUGGUGGUGCCCUGAAAAUGUUGUCUAUAGCCACAUCGUGGUGUGCUGGACUUAAGUUUCCUCUAGUUUCUUCACCUUGAGGAUAUGGAAUAAGAUGGUGUUAAUGGCAAAUGUAGGAUUUGAGCGAAUUCUCCGGCCAUGUUAUCUCUGGUGAUCCUGUUCUGCUUUGACAAAAACAAACUAUUCUUCAGGUUAUCAGUGGAUCAUUAUUUCUGCCAAAAACAUAUUUGAACAAUUAUUGGUAAAGAAAUGAAUUCCUUACCAAUUAUUUGAACAUGCAGUUCUUGAACUUGUGCUGCACAUAAGUGAGCUGGCUUUGACAAUGAUCCAGCUUCCAAAUUUGUAUGGCUGAUUAUGCCAUCGUAAUUAAUUAUAAGUGGGGUUUGUAAUCUUUUGUUCAUGCAUCUCUCUCGUGAAGUGUCGCACUUGUAACAUGAACCUUUAAAACCAUGAGACAGUUUUACAUUCCUAGCCUCUUGAUCAUGUUUUUGGAUUUGGCAAAUUCAAACGUUUUGUUCUUCAA